Molecule: messenger RNA, 3037 nt
Organism: Haplochromis burtoni (Burton's mouthbrooder)
Lineage: Eukaryota; Metazoa; Chordata; Actinopteri; Cichliformes; Cichlidae
Gene: lyset
Product: transmembrane protein 251
Exons: 2
Coding region: 2437-2808 (123 amino acids)
Source: RefSeq, a predicted model, not a curated record
GUGUGUGUGUGUGUGUGUACGUGUGUGUGUUUGUGUUGUUUGAUGUGUUGACAUACUGCAAAUCAAUUUCCCAUUGGUGACAAUAAAGUUACCACUGAGCACUGAGACUGAUCAUCUGGGGAGACUCCUGAAGGUCUUCACUAAUGACUCCCACCUAAAUGGAGACUGAGAGGGUCUUUCUGAUCAAGCAAUGCAAGGCCUGCAUAUUUACCCAGGAAUCAUUUGAGGAUCUGAAGGUUUCUUGUUCUGAAUAAUCUGAAAGAAUAGAAAUAAUUAUUUUUUUAAUGACAAAAGAAACAAGGAGAAAGACUGUGAUCCUCAUUUUCAACUCAUGACAUUGUGGAAGGACAAAAAAAAAAAAAAAUCAACUUGACGGGGAAAUGAUUAAAAAAAAAUACAAAAACAAACAUAUUCUGAUUUGCUCAGGGUUAAUAUCCCGAAGAAGCAGACAAGAUGUCCAAAGCUUUCCUGUCUUCACUUUAUCUAAACUGCUUUUUGCAAGGUUUGAAAUUAUUUGUUUAAUUUUCUUUAAAUGAUUCUAGAAGCUUUAUUUCCCAAAGUAACUGUUUUUUAUCAUUAAUUGUUCAUAAAUUGAUAAAACAAAUCUGACUUCACCAAACAUUUUAAAAGGAAGAUACAUCCAUCCAUUAUUGAGUUGUAGGUUCUUAAUCAUACUUUUGUCCCUGAAUAUUUUAAUUAUUCCACGUUAAACUGGAAUCUGGUUUCUUCAUUCAUUUUCACCUUGUUUGAGUGAAUAUUCUGAAAUAUCUUGAUAAGCUCAUAAUUUAGCAGUGCUCUAGUGUAAUGUUCAGAUGAACAGAAUUGCAUCAUUAGUGUACAGUGAGAGCAUUUUCAGUCUGUUACUAGACAGAUUUGUGAACUGUUACAAAGAUUUGCUGUUAGUCUGAGAAGCAGUGGUGAUGGUGAACAGAUGUUUUGUCAGCUGUUUUUGAUAAAUCGUUACUGAGCUGACAGCACAGCAACCUCUCAUCUCUGUGUUUAAGUCUCUGUACCUCACUAACAAAGACUGUUGAUUAGUUAAUUGAUUUGACUGUUUACUGAUGUUUUGAUGUAAAUCGAUUCUGUUUUAUUGCGAAAGGGCCUUAAAUCUAGCCUGGAAGAAACAAAAUAUUACUUUACCAGGAAAACAACCAGCAUGAUCCUGAAUCGACUUCAGUCCCACUCCAGGUGAGCAACUUUAAGGUCCACAUUGAAGCAGUCCUAACCCGGUCCCAGCUCCUCAUCAGAUGCUGCUUCACCUCAAAGUCAACUCUUCCAUUACCAGCCAGUUUUCACUGCCUGGUGAUGGAAGAGGUUACACACAUAAUGAAAGUAAUGGCUGCUAUAGGUAAAUCAGUGUGAGAGGAAACACCCUAUAUGAAAGUGUUUGUGUUUUAAAUGUUUGGGUCUGUCAGACUGGAAAUGAGCUGCUAUAUUAAUAAAGUUUAGGCUGUUUGAAGGCAAAGAAAAACUGUCUUAAAAUCCAACUGUGUGAGAGAACAGACUGAUCAAUAUCACAGCUUUAUGAUUAGGACGCUGAAGAACUUGAUGGCUUAUAUUUGAUUAUUUCAUUAAAUUAAUGAAAUUUCAUUAAAUUAUCAGCUGAAUUUUAUCAUCUGAGACUCUGAACUAUAAGAUUAUUCAAUGAAGGAUCUAAACUGUCACAGAAACAAGUAAAAGUGAACAAAGACAAACGAACAUGAAAAUGAUUAAAAUCACAGUUUGUAUGCAGUUAUAUUUGAUUUCAUACUGACUUGUAGUAUUAACGCGCUAAUGUGUAAUGACGCUGUUUAAACAGCAGGCGGCACUGUGUAACACAUGACGUAAUCCUUUGGCAUCAGGUGACUUACCCGGAAAGAGAGACGAGACUUCACGGGAACAACAGCGAUCAAAACACGAUCCUGCAGCUGGAUUUUAAUUUGAAAUAUCAGCGCGAAGGAAGGUAAGAAAACAUGAGCUAACAGGCAGAGAGGAAGAUGGAGGCCGGCAGGAAGCAGCUCAGUGUGUCAUCUACAGGGAAGCCGUGCGAACAUCUAUGGCAGCAGGAAAGAGGGCCAAAGACACACAGCUAUUAGCAGGCGUUAAAUCAGAUAAAAAAUGAAUGGAGUCUGGUACAAAGCUCACAGCGCUAAGUUGAAAUAAAUCAGAACAAAGACGCAGAGCUACAUGCUAGCACAGUUUGGAUUAGAGAAAAGUGAAUAGUCUGGUGCAGAAACCACAGCUCUCUGUUAAAGUAAAUUAGUGCACGGAGCUACAUGUUGGCAUACUUUGAAUUGGAUCGGGGGUGGGGGAACUCCAGUCCUCGAGGGCCGGUGUCCUUCAGGUUUUAUGUGUCAUUGAUCCAAGAGAGCUGAUUGAAAUGGCUAAACUACCUCCUCUUUAUUGAAGUUCUCCAGAGUCGUGGUAAUGAACUAAUCAUUUAUUUCAGUAUGGAGGAUGAUGAACUUCCGUCAGAGGAUGGGAUGGGUGGGUGUGGCUUUCUACUUGCUGCUCAGCGUCAUGGCGGCGUACUACAUCUUUGAGGUCCACAGCUUUAGUUUGGAACGUGUGCAGAGAGCAGGUACCAGCCCAUCGGCUCCACCUCCUGCUAUCACUGUCCAUGGAUCACUACUUCCUGUGUGGAUGUGGGCAUUGAUCUUCCUGCUGCCAUACUUGCAGCUCUUUCUCUUCUUGUUCUCGUGCACAAGGGCGGACCCCCGCGCUGUUGGAUACUGUGUGCUUCCUGUCUGUAUCGCCCUUCUGUACAGCCGCCGCCAUGCCGCCAAAUUGGCCAAUCACAGGGCAGCAGGAUCGCUCAUCGACACGUAGGGGACGACCAAUCAGAGAGCCUCCCACGUGAUGAGGGGUGGGAUGACAGCAGGACUAGUUUGUGAUAUCAUUUCCUGUGUGCCUUUUAAACACUCCUACAAGUUUUGCCCUGAUUGCGGCCUGACAGGAAGUUCUGCUGCUCUCAGUACAGACUCACAGCACCCUGUGAAAAAGCCCCUCCCACCAGUGGCAACCAGUCUUUUUCCCCUCUGUUUUUUUUUUUUUUUUU